GCGGUGGCCGACAGAAUCAGAUUAGACUAUCGUAAUAACCACUCAUUGGCACUGUGCUCUAUUGCUGGAUUAAGUUAUAAAAAUGAACAAUUCAUACGAUAAAGUCACGCACGUUUUGUUCGACAUGGACGGACUUUUACUGGAUACAGAGUACCGGUACACAGAAAUUUACAACCGAGUGAUAAGAAAAUACGGAGAUUACACAUUCACUUGGGAUCAUAAGGCAACAACGAUGGGUUUCCAUCCUAUCGAGAGUGCAAAAAAGGUCAUAGAAAUAUUCAAUCUUCCAACAACUCCCGAAGAAUUCAUGGAACAACUAGCUCCACACUACCAGGAGCUAUUUCCACAUAGCCAACUGAUGCCAGGUGCAGCGAGACUUCUCCAUCAUCUUCAUAAGCACGACAUUCCUAUCGCUCUGGCGACGAGUUCGGGUGAGACUAGUUAUGAGUUGAAGACAAAGAAAGUUAAGCCAAUGUUUGAGAUGUUUCAUCACAAGGUACUUGGCGGAUCAGAUACUGAAGUUAAAAAUGGUAAACCAGCACCGGAUAUAUUUCUGGUUGCUGCCCGCCGAUUUCCCGAUAAUCCAUCGCCUUCAAAGUGCCUAGUGUUUGAGGAUGCACCCAAUGGUGUGCAAGCAGCUCUAAGUGCAGGAAUGCAAGUUAUUAUGGUACCUGAUCCAAAUUUGCCGAAGGAGCUCACUAAGAAAGCAACUCUAGUUCUCGGAAGUUUAGAAGAAUUCAAGCCAGAGCUCUUCGGACUGCCUCCAUAUGACGAUUAACUAUAGCUAAUUUCUUCAAUCUCCAAAUAGUUAAAAAUUUGUCAUCAAUCAACCGGAGAAGUUGAUCAACUAACGAGGAAAAAUUAAAUUCCGAUCACUGAUGGACAAUUUCAGUUUUCACGUUAUGCGAAGACACUGCAAUGAAUCGUCGCCAGGUGCUGACGAGGAUGCUCUUCAUUAAUUUUAUUUUUGAAGAUUCCAACAUUUAUUUUGAUAAAUAGUAUUAUGUAUGCAAUAAAGUAAUUUCCAAGACUA
Diachasmimorpha longicaudata is the source of this 1033-nucleotide messenger RNA. Its product is annotated as pseudouridine-5'-phosphatase. Bases 83 to 778 code for a protein of 231 amino acids. NCBI's taxonomy places the organism in Eukaryota, Metazoa, Arthropoda, Insecta, Hymenoptera, Braconidae. Gene Ontology annotation, molecular function: phosphatase activity. The record is from RefSeq and is a predicted model, not a curated record. The transcript is spliced from 5 exons.